AUGCCUGCACUAAAACUUCUGCAGUAUCCAGCACUCCUGCAGCAUCCGGCUCACUCCUGCAGCAUCCGGCUCACUCCUGCACCUUCCAGCUCACUCCUGCACCUUCCAGCGCUCCUGCAGCUUCCAGCUCACUCCUGCACCUCCACCGAUAUGACGACGGUUGUUCCAAUGAUAAAUAUGAUCGCUGCGAUGUGUAACAACAGAGGAAUCGGUUACAAAAAUAAACUUCCGUGGAACUUGAAGAAAGAAAUGGCAUAUUUUGAUGAGAUCAGCAGUAAAACAGAGAAUUCAGAGAAAAUGAAUUCUGUAAUUAUGGGAAGAAAGACUUAUGAAAGUAUUCCAAAGAAAUAUUUUCCACUUAGAAAUCGGUUCAAUAUUAUUUUGAGUAGAAAUCUAAGCUGUGCACCUCCAGGAUGUUUUUUGGCCCGAAAUCUAGACCAAGCAAUUGACAUGAUCCGAAAUGGUCCUCUGAAGGACAAAGCAGAACAAAUAUUUAUAAUUGGUGGCACUUUAGUUUACAAGGAAUUAUUAGAAUCGAAAUAUCCAUGUCGAAUAUACCUGACAAAGAUAAAGGCUGACUUCAACUGUGAUACUUUUUUUCCUGAAUUCAGUGAAGAAAUAUUCCCUGAAGUUUUUGGGUUGCCCAAUGUGCCAAGAGAGGAACAGGAUGAAAACGGGAUCAAAUGGACUUAUCAUACUUAUGAAAAAAAAGACCUUUCCAAGUACAUUUCAACGGGUCAUCUAUCUAAGUUGGUUCAUAUCUAUCUAUCUAUCUAUCUAUCUAUCUAUCUAUCUAUCUAUCUAAGUUUGUUCAUAUCUAUCUAUCUAUCUAUCUAUCUAUCUAUCUAUCUAUCUAUCUAUCUAUUUUGUUCACAUCUAUCUAUCUAUCUAUCUGUCUAUCUAUAUCUAUCUAAGUUUGUUCAUAUCAUCUAUCUAUCUAUCUAUCUAUCUAAGUUUGUCUAUCUUCUAUCUAUCUAUCUAUCUAUCUAUCUAAGUUUGUUCAUAUCUAUCUAUCUAUCUAUCUAUCUAUCUAUCUAUUUGUUCAUAUCUAUCUAUCUAUCUAUCUCUAUCUAUCUAUUUGUUCAUAUCUAUCUAUCUAUCUAUCUAUCUAUCUAUUUUGUUCAUAUCUAUCUAUCUAUCUAUCUAUCUAUCUAUCUAUCUAAGUUUGUUCAUAUCUAUCUAUCUAUCUAUCUAUCUAUCUAUCUAUCUAUCUAUCUAUCUAUGUUCAUCUCUAUCUAUCUAUCUAAGUUUGUUCAUAUCUAUCUAUCUAAGUUUGUUCAUAUCUAUCUAUCUAAGUUUGUUCAUAUCUAUCUAAGUUUGUUCAUAUCUAUCUAUCUAUCUAUCUAUCUAUCUAUCUAUCUAUCUAUCUAUCUAUCUAUUCUAGAUUCCCCAAAUAGGAGACCAGUUAUCUUACUGUAA
Molecule: messenger RNA, 1419 nt
Organism: Acanthosepion pharaonis
Lineage: Eukaryota; Metazoa; Mollusca; Cephalopoda; Sepiida; Sepiidae
Source: the annotation of a GenBank genome assembly